CGGAACGCAGUCCUCUUUUCUUUCUGCGCAUGGGGGUGACGAAUAUGAACAAGAACAUCAAUCUACAUUCCAAUAUGAAUUCAAACGCAAACGCAAUAGCUCGAUCCCCGAUCUCCGCGGUCGACGCAGGCUACGUGGUGGCACGGCCGCCACUGCUUCGAGAGCUGCCGUCGGUGCCGAACCCAGCAGACGGAAACCAAACCGAAGUGGGAGGCGACGAUGAGUAUGCCUUUUAYGAUCUCUACCAGAGUCCCUGCCGGGGCGUCCUGCGAGCAAGCAACGACGAGCUUCUGGACUUUGUCGACCUGGGGGAAAUGAACGACGACGCCGAGCGGAACCACAUAACGAGCUACGGCAGCAAAACCGGCAAGACCGGCAUCGGCGCCACCGAAGCCGCGCUGCUGUACCAGAACUACGGCUACUACUACGACGACCUGGAAUACUGCGGCGCSACCUUUUACGGGGGCUGCGACUUUGGGGACCGAGACGAGCUGGCAACCCGCAUCCGGCGAGAAGAAGAAGCCCUCGGCAACGGUGGCGGUGGGGGGGAACCGUUUGGCGGAACCCUUCCUUCUUUUGUGAACUGGACGGUGGUGUACGAUUACGAAAUCCACUACACCGGGCGCGGCACCGGCAGCACCAACAGAGCACCGCAAACCGCUUGGUUCUAUUCCAACGAAACCAGAGCCGGCGUUGUGUCGCAAGACCGCCAAAAGGCCCGAUCCAGCGAGCUGUUGCGGGAACAGCACCCGCAGCAACAACAACAACAACAACAACAACAACAAGCGGAAGAAAUCCGAGGCAGGGACCCGAUUCCGGCCGUAGAACACCUGGAAACGAUCGUCCUGGAGCACCUGAGCGAGGUCGUCGGCCUCUCCCGGCGGGGCUGCGGAAGCGAAGAUCCAGCGCAAAACCGAACCAAAACCUCCUACCACCACGAUUUYACAGACGACGAACUCAAGCGWAUGAUGGCGAUAUCCAGUAACCCGAUGGACGUCCUCGAUCCGGACCACGGUGAGUCUGCUUGUUUKGCGUACAGCGCCAAUUGGCACAGUUGAAUAAMGAUGCAGGCRUGUGUUUCUGUGGUUGUUGCAUCUCAUUCUUCGUUGGAUUGUUGUGACUGUCUCUUCUCCMACAGCCGAGUGCACGGUCCCGGUGGCUUCGACCAUAGGCCAGAAGACCGAUUGCGUGCCCGUAUCGGGUGCGAUUCGCAUCUAUCUGAACACCACAGACAUUCCCAGYCACUCCCUCGAGGACCUCAAGCUGUCCAUCCAGAGCGGAUUCCAGAGGCUGAUUCGGUUCGGGAUGCAGCACGGGUUGUAUCUUUCGGAUGACAGCGAAGACGAYGACAGACACGGAGACGGGGUAGUUGUCAGYCACGUAUCUUUCAUAGGAACACGGAUUCCAGCCARCAACAAUGAAAGUGGCGAAGUGGCGCCGGCAGCAGAGACCAAAGCCGAAAACUCUAGGCCACAGUCGACUUCGUCGUUGUUUAUGGACCAGUCGGAAGACCUGGCCAACGGCGACAAGAGCACCACCAACGCUGUCCUCGUCGUCGUAGCUUCCCUGGGGGUCAUUUUCGCGGCCAUCAUUGCUGCAUUCGGAAGCGGACGGCGAAAAAGGAACAACGGCUUUGGCCCURUAGACGCCGGUCGCGAUGGGGUCGACGAAGAAACGGGCUUGGUGGCAACCGCCGGGGAAGCAGUGCCGCCCGUGCUCGCCGGAAUGGACCUUCUGGCGGACAAUGCCGAGAUUGCUUCGGUCUCGGGAGGGUUCGUCAAGAACGGGACGCCGUCAAUCUCGUCCGAUGCAACGGUUGCGGACGCAGAGGUCUACGAUGACAAUGAGGACGACGAUGACGAUGGACCCUUUUUUUCCACGGAACCAAAGGCGGUGCUGUAUACCAUGAAUUGAACGGACUGGUGAAGGAACUACCGCUGCUUCAGUACCGAUGACAACCAAAAGCUUUGUCGGAAAAUUAUGUUGUCCUCGGUUUGAUUGUUUCCUUAAAAGGAGUAAGAAUAAGAAUGCAAUAGAGAG
Pseudo-nitzschia multistriata is the source of this 2040-nucleotide messenger RNA. The record is from the annotation of a GenBank genome assembly. NCBI's taxonomy places the organism in Eukaryota, Bacillariophyta, Bacillariophyceae, Bacillariales, Bacillariaceae.